AUGUUCACCUCGGAGUGCAUCAACGUGGUCGACUUCUUCUACCCCAUCGGCAACACGCCAGCUGUGUCUCUGACUCAGUCCCUUCCCUUCAAGACUCCUGCCAAGAUUCUCCUUCUAGGAUGUGGGGACUUACGAAAUGUCUUGUUCACUGCUCAUCUUGAUGACCGCCCACUCGACAUCACAAGCUGCGAUGUCAAGAAAGCCAUAAUAGCACGAAACGUCUUGCUGUUGACUUUGAUCAUCGACGACGUCGAUUCCAAGAAUGAUGCAUCCAUCUGGAACAUCUACUAUCACAUGCGCAUCGACAAGAAGUCUGAUGAUCUUCUCAAAGCCCAGUCAUCCAAACUGGCCGAACUGGCGACUACUUGGGACACCUGGAGGCAAAGCAAAUAUGGCUCGCAGCUUAGGUUUUGCGACACUGCUACGCUGGCAGAUGUCAGGACCAUGUGGCUGUUCUACAGCCGGAGAACCAAGGCCGAGAUUUCCGACAUCAGAAAGCGUCUGGAUGUUGCAGUUGAUACUGCCAAAGAGAUGAAGCGACAACGGGGAGACAGCACCAUCCUUACCGGCUUUCGAGCAGCUGCCCCGGCUCACCUCUCAGCGGCCAUGCUCGACAUGAAUACACUCCACAAGCGUUUCUGGACUCAGGGUACACUUGAUUCCCCACACGCUGCAAACACAAAGAAGCUGCUCCCAAAUCCAAUGUUUGUGGUGGAUGAGGGAACCUCCACUCUUCACUAUGGAUGUGACCCGCUGUUGGGGUUCCAUCUCGCAACAGUCUAUGCGCCUGUCGAGGCGCAGUCGCCAUCGUACAGUCUGCAGGAGCGGCCUGACCAGUUGCAGAAAGCAAUUGAUACUGCUCGCCUGGAGUUCACGCAGUGGGCAACCUCAUUUCGCAGACAUUUAGGCUCCAUCACCCUCCGAUUCUUCGCCGGAGAUGCGAUCGCCUUUGCCUACACACUGCAGCACGUUCGUGCAUCUGGCAGCGCAACUGCUGGUUUCUACCGCGAUAGAUAUCAGUUUGAACCCCUGAGACUGAUUGAGAGCGAUUACAGUAACAUUGGAUCCGCACCCCUCUCAUUUGACAUUGUCGAUACGUCAAACUUGUGUGACCAUGUUGGCGGACUCAAUCUGCUGACAGCGGUGUCACCACUCCUGAACAACAAUUUGGCGUCCACCAUGUACACGGAAGUCCUCUCAAGCUCGGCAGAUAGUCGGAAAGAACUCAUGGACAAGAUGCUCUGCGGUGAUACUCCCACAGUAUCCACACUUCUGGGUUUGGUCCCUGCUGAGUACUGGACGAAUGCCUCUUGUGUCUCAUACGGAGAUGAAACCUUCCUUGAAACCUUCGAACGGACUCAGAGACCCAGUCAGCAUUCGGGUCAGCCGCAAAAGACACAGAUGUUUCUACGGGUUGCUUGGAAGAGGCCCCCUUGUAUUGCUUCUUCCGGCGACAAUGAUGUGACUCUGGUCCCAAUCCGAUUUGCUGAGGAGGACCUUGCACAUAUUCUAUACCUGAUUCAUGUGCGCAUGUUUGAAAGUGAAAACAUGGAAAAGAAACUCGCGGGCCUACUUAUGGGUCUGCCACCAACGCCGGACCAACUCAAUCCACAGCCGCAAUACCAUCGCGCUGGUCUGGCAGCUUUUCUCCGUCUGGUCCAGCGCCGUGUCUCUUGCGACUGGAUCAAGACAAUGGGACUUUUUCAUGACCUCGUACUGCAGCGGCCCAAUGCUCCGAUGGGUAUGCAUUAUUUUCAAGAGAUGUGCGCCUAUCUUCAUGUCCUCGACGUCCAUACUGUCGACAUGCUCAAGCACCCGAGCUCUGUUCUUCCCACCCGGUUUGGAGCAGAUGUUGCUGCCCCUGGAAUGCGUGACUUGCGAGGAUGGAUGAGCAUUGAUCAUGUUGUCUGUGUCACUUUAACAGUGCCUCGAAAGUACCUCAAGGUAUUCACCGAGGAAGACCGACUGAGCUUCGGCACCCCAACUGUUCAUUGCAAGGUUGCUGGUGGCUCUGGUUGGGAGAACCUUUUCCCUGCAUGUCAAUUCAGCUUUGGGCAGGUCUCAACCAAGGGAAGAAGACACAGUGAUGGAUAUGAGGUCUGCAUUACAGAAGACAAGACCGGAUGGAACGGCGAAUCGGCGCUCAUUGUCACGUUCUACACCACGUCAUGGGACAUUUUGCGGGACUACUCUUCGACGACCGUGUCUUUCGAGCUCCAUUCAACGCCUUUUACGGUGGGCCGCUUUAUGAGGCACUAUGGACCGUUUCUGAAGAUCUAUGAGACUGCAAUCGACAAUAUCGAGAACGUGUUCAUCACGAAGCACGCACCACAUCAGCGAGCCUUUCCGACUGUGCAAGGUUUCACCUUGGACCAACUGAUGACUCCCGAUGACCCCGAACGGAAAGAAAUCCAGACAGUUACAGCCAACGGAGACCCAAAGACUGGAUCCCUCGCAAACAUGGUAGGCCGCCUCGACAUCAAGUCAGAGAAGCUUCGGGCGAUCUUGAAAGCCGGCGCUCCCGUCGUUAUUGGCAAUCCCGCGCCGUGCCACUCAACCGUGUGUUUGGGACAGGAGGAGCCGCUGGACCUGUUCUUUCCGGUCCCUGUUCUUUCAACCAACCAAAAGGUUCGAAUCGCCCGCAAAUCCUCCUAUGUCGAGGUCAUUUCUCGGGUGGCAACAGUCUCGAGCAGCACCGACUUCCCCACCUCAUUCGCCUAUCCCAUGUACCUCGUCGGAAGCCAGAAGGCUCCCCUGGCAUGGACAAUGUCGCACUUGGAUUUGGAGAAGCAACCCGUCCUGAGUCUUCCCCAGGGUAGCAAAGCCAAUAAACAUCAUUGGCUGAACAAUCACUUCUCCAUGCAGUGGUCAAGCUCCGAAUGCGCCAUGCGAGAGAACGAGAGCCUCCCACGUUCGCCCGGCCAAAAGGCUCGGUUGGACUUCAAGGAGUCCCUGUUUUCAAUCCUUGUGCAGUUCUCAGGGCUCCAAGGGACCAGAUCAAACACUUUCGGUAUCAGCAUCCCUCAAGACGGUGGCAUCAACAUCCUAGUAUUCCCCAACAAGCUUCGGAUCGACUUGGCAACGCGUACGGUGGUGAUGGAUUCAGCCAUCCUGCCUCUCCACGAAGAGAUCAUGCCCAAGCUCCCAAGGUUCCUCGGCGCUCUCACACAGCGAGGGGUGGUCCAGGUCAUCGUCGACAAGGCAGAGAUGAGAAUGUGGAAACAAGUGCUGCCGGCAUGGGUCGAGCGGUGCCGGACCGACUGGAGCCACAGUGAUGAGUGCGAGUACCGCGCCACCGGCAAGAUCCCCCUGACCGACCAGCAGGACGACGCGCAGUUCCUGUGCUCCUGCGGCCAGGGCGUGUUCCCCAGCGACUUCACCCUGGACAGCGUUCCGGAGUGGCUGUCGGUGGCCAGGAAGUACUGCACGCGCGCGGCCAUAUCGCCUGUGUUUUGGGCCCCGUUUGCGGACCAGGUGUAUAUGCCCCCGAUGGACAAUUUGGAGAUCCCGAAAACCAGCGGUGGUUGCAAUGCCUGCGGAGCGGAGCGGAAGAAGGAUGGAAAGAAGCUGAUGAGGCAACAUGAAACGAGGAUGAGGCCAACAGGAUAA
Diaporthe batatas is the source of this 3609-nucleotide messenger RNA. RefSeq lists its product as uncharacterized. NCBI's taxonomy places the organism in Eukaryota, Fungi, Ascomycota, Sordariomycetes, Diaporthales, Diaporthaceae. The record is from RefSeq and is a predicted model, not a curated record. Bases 1 to 3609 code for a protein of 1202 amino acids. The transcript has 4 exons.